CCACCGAUUAGCUUUGCUUCCAAUAGAUUUCUAACAUCUUCUUAAUGUAGUAUAUGUUCACUACACACAUGUCAUGUAAGUCAAGUGUUGACGAUGAAAAUGUCCGAAUUGCCCACGUUUAUUACAAAACGAUAAUGUUAUCCUGUGCAAUCAUUAAAACGAUUUAAAUCGAGCCACAAACGUUUUCUUCACUCCUCCUCGUCGGCCAUUCAAUACCAGUUAUUAAAAGGUAGUAUGAUUUCAACUGUUAGUGGAUCUUCGUUUUUAGGGUUUUCGACAUCAAAGCUGUUUGUUACUUAUUGCACCAUGGGUGCAUAUCCCAGUUAACAAUCCAAAGCUUCCUCAUCAGCUUCGAUUCACUUUACACAUGACCAUGGGUGAGGAGGAACCAGUGAAUCUGAAUGAAUAUCAACAACUGGCAAGACAAGCGCUUCCAAAGAUGUAUUACGACUACUUCAGUGGGGGAUCCGAGGACCAACACACACUCGGAGAAAACACUGAAGCAUUUAAACGGAUCACUUUUCGGCCAAAAAUUCUUGUGGAUGUGAGCAAGAUAGAUAUGUCAACCACCAUAUUAGGUUACAAAACUUCAGCACCCAUUAUGAUUGCUCCAACAGCUUUGCAUAAGUUAGCACAUCCUGAAGGAGAGGUCUUGACAGCAAGAGCAGCAGGAUCAUGUAAUGUGAUAAUGGGGUUAUCUUUCAUGUCUACGUGCACAAUUGAGGAGGUUGCUUCUAGUUGCAAUGCUGUUCGAUUCUUUCAGUUGUAUGUUUACAAGAAACGUGAGAUAUCUGCUUUGAUGGUGAAAAGAGCGGAAGCAAAUGGAUUCAAGGCUAUUCUUCUAACUGCUGAUACGCCUAAACUUGGUCGUAGGGAAGCAGAUAUAAAAAACAAAAUGAUUGCACCCCAUUUGAAGAAUUUUGAAGGUCUUGUGUCAACCAAAGUAGAAGACGAUGAAGGUUCAAAUGUUGAAGCUUUUGUAAACAGGAGCUUCGACCCUUCUUUAUCUUGGAAGGACAUUGCUUGGUUAAAGUCGAUUACAAAGUUGCCGAUUUUGAUAAAGGGUGUAUUGACCCGUGAAGAUGCCAUUAAAGCUAUGGAAGUAGGAGUUGAAGGAAUCAUAGUCUCGAAUCAUGGUGCUCGCCAGCUAGAUUAUGUUCCAGCCACCAUUAAUGCUCUGGAAGAGGUGGUUGUUGCAGUUAAAGGACGUAUACCAGUGAUCUUUGAUGGAGGAAUAAGGAGAGGAACAGAUGUAUUCAAGGCUUUAGCUCUUGGUGCACAGGCUGUUAUGAUUGGGCGUCCAGUUAUUUAUGGGUUAGCAGCAAAGGGGGAGUAUGGAGUAAGAAGAGUGAUUGAGAUGUUGAAGGAUGAACUUGAGUUGACCAUGGCUCUGUCUGGGUGUCCCACUCUUGCUCAUAUUACAAGGAACCAUGUCAAAACAGAACUUGAUCAUCGCCAGUGUAGACUUUAAUACCAGAAUAUCAUAUGGUUUUAAGAAGUAAGCAUUUCAGAAUGAUGUAUAAUUAGCAGACGAAUAAAGUUGUAAGCAUUCAAGUCCAUUAAAAACUUUCCAGUUGUAUGUUCAUGUGUAAACAUGCCCUUGGGUUAUAAACGGUGGUAUGCAUUCUUUUAUUUCGGUCUUUUUGUAUAAAUCGCAUGAAAUUACUACAAGAUUGGAUCAAACUCUAUUUUUGUUUCCUCUUUAUCGAUAGCUAGGAUCAACAAUUACCACAAAGAUCAACAAGGCUCACUAAGAUCAAAUGGUUGGAUCACUAAGAUCGACUUUAGGAAUCAGGUGGUACUAAUAGGAAGAAAACAAUGGGUCGUGGAGGCUUUAUGUUGAUUACAUGAAGUUGAAUAAAAAGUCAUCAAGUCCAGGUCUAUAAGGAGGAUGUUUACAAGAUCGCAUUCAAAACUCAUAAUAGAAACUUCGAGUUUUUGGUAAUGCCUUUGGGCUUGAUUAAUGUCUUGGAUUCUUUUCACGCACGGAUGAACCACAUAUUAGUGAGGAAAUGUGUAUUACUGUCUAUAAUGGCAUCUUAAUUGAUAGUCAAACCUCAUAAGAACAUUUGAAUCAUUUAUAAGUUGUAUUUCUGUGCACCAACAUACAUACUCUUUUCGGAUGCUUUUGCUUUUUGAUUUUGUAUCUAACUAACUGUGCAAAACGACUAUAUUACUC
Messenger RNA from Lactuca saligna, 2179 nucleotides. The record is from the annotation of a GenBank genome assembly. NCBI's taxonomy places the organism in Eukaryota, Viridiplantae, Streptophyta, Magnoliopsida, Asterales, Asteraceae.